AUGGCCUCAAGCAAGUCAGAAUGCGAGUCUUUGCAGCUUGGAAGUGCAGAUGGCCAGCACGAAGGUGACAGGGCGUCAGCGCCAUCAAUAGUUAUCCUCUGCACUUGGAAUGGCGGCGCAACCCCACGACGAAUCAACAAAUACAUCACACAAUAUCACCAAAUAUAUCCUGGAACAAAUAUCCUUGUUAUAACAACAACUGUUCCCAAUACAGCGUUUUGGCCUCUGCGCGUGGUCCGUUCCCGCCUGCAGCCAACCUGUCAGGUCAUCCAACGAAUACUAGCAAAGUCGACCAAUCCCAGCACAUUGCUUCAUUUCUUCUCCCAUGGUGGGGGCAGCAUGGCUGCUCAACUGUCAUUGGCCAUGCAAGAGGGUGCUGACCAAGGUGCACUAUUCCUCUCCAGUCUACGCGGUGUAAUCUUCGACUGUUGUCCCGGAGCCGACAGCUUCGAGCAGACAUAUGGAGCUGCAAAACUAUCAAUGGGAGCGGAUGUCCUAUCUCAGAUUUUUACAAAAACACUGCUCUAUCCAUCGAUCGCUGUGGUAAACAAACUCCAGAGCUCGGGUGUGCUACGCUCUGUGCGAGACUUACGCGGCGUACUGAAUGAUCCAUCUAUUUUUGGGGCCCAAAUAAGGAGGCUGUACAUUUACACGAAAGAAGAUACCAUGGUUGGAUGGACUGAGGUACAAAAACAUGUCGAGGAGGCCCGAUGUCGCGGCUACCAUGUUGAUCAAGUUCUUUUUGAGCAUGGCAUGCAUUGCAGUUUGAUGAUGGAAGAUUCCGCACGGUACUGGUCGGCUGUACAGAAAUUCUGGAUUGGGGAUGACACUGCAGAUCCUGGUAUAUCAAGUCCAGAGGAACUGAAAAUUCGCAGUCGCCUGUGA
Molecule: messenger RNA, 885 nt
Organism: Penicillium antarcticum
Lineage: Eukaryota; Fungi; Ascomycota; Eurotiomycetes; Eurotiales; Aspergillaceae
Product: TMEM53 family protein
Exons: 2
Coding region: 1-885 (294 amino acids)
Source: RefSeq, a predicted model, not a curated record